GUCAGGCGGUCGCUAACCCGCCAGCGCCACGCGAAAAAAACGGCAAUCGGGACAUGAUUCUCACAACCUGAGCCAGGCGGCGAAACCCCGCUCAGGAACGAGCCCUGCAAAGGUAACUCUGAGGCCAGCUUCUCAGGGAAGUCUGCAAGGACGCCGAGGCGAGACGCUCGACGCCCUUGCCCCGAUCUGAGGAUCGACGAUGUGCCCCCGCAUCAUCCGCGCGCUGCUCUGCGCCGCGACCGCGCGGGCCGCGGCCGCCACCUCGCACGUCGUCGACGACUUUAACACCACGGAGGGCAUGUUCACGCUGACGUCGCAAGUCCCGCCCGUGUCGACGACGGAAGUCACAGAAACGAGCGACGGCGUCCGCCUCGACUACAGCUCGCACCACCUCGAGAUGUAUUCGGGCUUUCCCUACGCGGGCCGGCUCUUAGGACAAGGAAACUACCCCUGCGCCGAGGCCAGCUAUCUAAAACUCGAGUACCGCAUCCUCCAGGCGCCGGCGCGGCCAGGCGUGGCGCGGUUGGUUAUGGCCGUCGGCGACGCAAGUGAAUGUGGUUUGGACGCUCCUCUACCGCGCAUCUGCGCGACGGCCGGCGUCCAGGGCUUUGCCGAUAGGGAGACCUACGCCAGUAUUUUAGAUGGUGUCCUCGACGACACGUCGGGCGACUGGAGGACGCUCAAAUUAGGUUUAUGUGGUGACUCGGACCCGAACUCGCCGUUCAUGCGGCUCGCCGGGUUCGGCCCCGUGGGCAACGCGAAAUUAGAUCGGAAGAAAAUAGACGCCUACCGGUUCACGGUCGUCGUGCCCCAUGGUUCUUCGAUUACGGCGUGCCGGGAGACUGGCGCGGGCAUGGGGGUGACUCCUUUGGUUUCGCCUCGUUGGCGAUGCGAUCGGACCUGCACAACGCCUCGUUCGCGGCUGUGGCCAACACCUGUAAUCUGCCCGAGAUCAAUACCGCGGCGCUCAAGAAAUUUAACUCCGACCUCGAGGCCCGCGCCGCCGCGACGGAGGCGCCGACGGCGCAGACGAUGGAACCGACGGCUGCGCCGGAGUCGGACGCGGCGGGCCGCAUGA
Messenger RNA from Pelagomonas calceolata, 1078 nucleotides. Lineage: Eukaryota; Pelagophyceae; Pelagomonadales; Pelagomonadaceae. The record is from the annotation of a GenBank genome assembly.